This is a messenger RNA of Carassius gibelio (silver crucian carp), 3761 nucleotides long. RefSeq names its product 1,4-alpha-glucan-branching enzyme-like. Gene Ontology annotation, cellular component: cytoplasm. The record is from RefSeq and is a predicted model, not a curated record. Gene Ontology annotation, molecular function: 1,4-alpha-glucan branching enzyme activity; hydrolase activity, hydrolyzing O-glycosyl compounds; cation binding. NCBI's taxonomy places the organism in Eukaryota, Metazoa, Chordata, Actinopteri, Cypriniformes, Cyprinidae. Gene Ontology annotation, biological process: glycogen biosynthetic process. Bases 236 to 2305 code for a protein of 689 amino acids. The transcript is spliced from 16 exons.
UUCCACCAAAUCCUCCCUUCCUCUUCCGAAUGCUUGCGCGGUCAUCUUUAUAACAGGACGCUGCCAAGGACAAACAAGAGAAGUGAGCUCAUGAAGAUACAUCCUCUUGUUUUGGACAGGGCGAAAAACAUGACCCUGCGUGUCAAAUGACAGCGCAACACGAGCCCAGUGAGAGCGGCAUUCUCACGCAGUGAUCGAGGGAGUCGGUGCUCGAUUGCUAUGGUCUGACGCGAAGAUGGCAGAAUCGAAGUGUAACGUUUCCGCUCCUCACUUGAACUCAAUUCUACAGAUGGAUCCUUACCUCAAACCCUUUGAAAACGACUUCCAGAGGAGGUAUGGGCUGUUUAAGAAGCAGCUCGCUCUCCUUGAGGAGUCCGAAGGAGGCUUUGAUCAGUUCACACGCAGCUAUACGAGUUACGGAGUACAGCGGAUGCCAGACAACAGCCUCAUCUUUAAGGAGUGGGCCCCGGCUGCUGAGGCUCUGUUCCUCACUGGAGACUUCAAUGGCUGGGAUAAUUUUUCAUAUCCCUACACUAAAAAGGAGUUUGGGAAAUGGGAGCUGCACAUACCCCCAAAAGAGGACAAGACACCUGCUGUCACUCAUAACUCCAAGCUGAAGGUGGUUGUUCACACCAGAACAGGAGAGCGGCUGUACCGAAUCUCACCUUGGGCAAAGUAUGUGAACAGGCAUGAGAAGUCCGUCAUCUAUGAUUGGGUACACUGGGACCCUCCUCAACCUUACAUUCACAAGCACCCUCGUCCACAGAAGCCCAGGAGCUUGCGGAUAUACGAGUCCCAUGUUGGCAUUGCAUCUCCGGAGGGCAAAGUGGCAUCCUACAGCAACUUUACACACAACGUGCUGCCUAAAAUCAAAGAUCUUGGUUAUAACUGCAUUCAGUUGAUGGCGAUCAUGGAGCACGCCUACUACGCUAGCUUCGGUUACCAGAUCACGAGUUUCUUCGCAGCAUCAAGUCGUUUCGGCACCCCAGAGGAACUCAAGGAGCUGAUUGACGUGGCUCACUCUCUGGGUAUCAUCGUCCUGCUCGAUGUGGUGCACAGCCACGCAUCCAAGAACACAGAGGACGGGCUGAACCAAUUUGACGGCUCUGACUCCUGUUUCUUCCACAGCGGGCCCCGUGGAGAACACAGCCUCUGGGACAGCAGACUCUUCAACUACUCUAGCUGGGAGGUGUUGCGAUUUCUCCUGUCAAACCUGCGCUGGUGGUUGGAGGAGUACAGAUUUGAUGGAUUCAGGUUUGAUGGAGUAACAUCCAUGCUCUACCAUCAUCACGGGAUUGGAUCAGGAUUUUCCGGGGAUUAUGCUGAAUACUUUGGACUCCAGGUAGACGAAGAUUCUCUUGUCUACCUCAUGUUGGCGAACCAUAUUUUGCACACCCUCUAUGAAGACUGCAUCACUAUCGCAGAGGAAGUGUCCGGUAUGCCCUCCCUUUGCUGUCCAGUCCAAGAAGGAGGUCUGGGUUUCGACUAUCGCCUGGCCAUGGCCAUACCAGACAAAUGGAUUCAAAUCAUUAAGGAGUUCAAGGAUGAAGAUUGGAACAUGGGAAACAUUGUGUUCACAAUGACCAACCGGCGGUACGGCGAGAAAUGCAUCGCUUACGCCGAAAGCCACGACCAGGCCCUGGUGGGAGACAAAACUCUGGCCUUCUGGUUGAUGGACAAGGAGAUGUACACCAGCAUGAGCACUUUGAUUCCCAUGAACCCCGUUAUUGAUCGAGGCAUCCAGCUCCACAAGAUGAUCCGACUGCUUACCCACAGCCUGGGAGGAGAGGGUUACUUAAACUUCAUGGGCAAUGAGUUCGGCCAUCCAGAAUGGCUGGAUUUUCCCAGAGUCGGCAACAAUGAGAGUUAUCAUUACGCGCGCCGGCAGUUCAACCUCGUGGACACGGAUCACCUGCGUUACUGGCAGCUGUACGCUUUCGACCGAGACAUGAACCGCACAGAGGACAAGUACGGCUGGCUGGCUGCUCCCCCGGCUAACGUCAGCGUCAAACACGAAGGAGACAAGGUGAUUGUCUUUGAGAGGGCCAACGUCAUCUUCAUCUUUAACUUCCACCCAACCAACAGCUACAGCAGCUACAGAGUGGCAGUGAGGCCGCCGGGGAAAUAUAAGAUCAAACUGGACUCCGAUGGAAUCCAGUAUGGAGGCCAUGGCCGACUGGACCACAACACUGACUUCUUCACUGAGCCAAUGGAAUUCAACAAUCUGCCCAACUCUAUGUUGGUUUACAUUCCCUGCAGAACCGCGAUUGUUCUGGUCAACGAGGAAAUCGAUUACUGCUACUGAAACCCAAUCAGCGAUUCACCGAGAUAUUGGAAACCCAGCACACUUGUGACUCAACAUACCUCCAUUCACAGCGUGUUUGCCAUCAUCCUUUAGAAAGCCCACCACCAAACUGAAUUGGGUACAAAUUGUUAUGAAUACCUUCUACCCCAUUUCUCUACAAGUCAUAGUUCACACAUUAUUGAUUAUCAAGAAUUAGUUUCCCAAUAUCCCAUUGCCCAACUUGUUUGAAAUGGUUAGAUCAUUGCCAGAUUUUUCUGCCUGAUCCAGAGUGCAUCUUAAUUACUACUGAAAUUGCUAUUUAAUAAUGUUGAGGUAAAUAAUCACUUUGACUGUGGUCAGUAUUAUAAGCAAUACUAGUCAGCACUGUAUUUAUGAUAAUGUAAUCGUGAAAAGUACAUCUUACUGCUAGUUCAAUUGAUACAAGCAUUUUCUGACAUGCUGUGUCAGUGCUUUUAACUUGCGUAUAAAUAUUAAUGUGCACUAUAUAUUCAUUUGUCCAAGUAAAAAAAAAUAAUAAUAAUAAUAGUUUGAGAAUGUUUUAUUGAUUAUAUGUCAGUUCACUGCUGAGCUCGUCAACAAAGUUGAAUUAUAUAUUUUUAAUACAUGAACUCUGUGUAAAGUCAUAAAUUCGAAAGCAUACAUAUAUAUAUAUAUAUAUAUAUAUAUAUAUAUAUAUAUAUAAGCAUAUUUAUUUUAUAUAUAUAAAAUAUACUUUUAUUUUAUAUAUAUAUAUUUAUUUUUUUCCUGACUGGCUGGUUUGCAGUGCCUUUAAAAAUGUCAUUCAUAACCAGGUUUUGAUGAAUAUUAAUUUUACCAAAUAAGAAAUUAUUUUGAUUAAUUUAUACUAAAGCUGAGAUAAUAUAGCUUGUGCUAAUACUAAAUAUGAAUUCAUUUUCAGUUAAAGACAGUCGUGUUGUUUCACUGUCCAGCAUUUUACUUUUUAAACAUCUUUUAUGAUGUGUUUUCUUCUUUCUCGUCAAAAAUAACAGAUUUGUGUAAACUUGUUUGAGAUCCAGAGUCUGUGUGUUAAAAAAUAUAUAUAUCAUAAUUAUUAUAAUCCUGAAGCUGCUCUCUUCAAGACAUCAUUGGACACACUUGAUGUUCAUUUUCUCCUGUCUUCUUGUUUUGUGGUUGAAAGAAAUAUAAAUUUCCCCUCAGUUUACUUGAUGCUUACAUAGAUAUACAGUAUUCGGUAGCAUAAUCUGUCAUACUGAGAAAACGGCUUUCCAGAAACCAUCUUGAAUGAAAGUUCAUCAUCGCUGCUUAUUUUUGUGAUUAUGAAAAUAUCGUAGCUAAUUAAAAGGUUCUAUUUAACUGAAGCAAAAAGCUUUGAAACACAUUCAUAAGUUUGGAUGGUUCUUGUGAUGGUCAACAAAUAUUUGUGUGUAAAGUUGAACACUGUGCCAUGUGUGUGUAGAAGCCAUACUAAAAUGAAAUAAACUACUUCUGAAAGCAA